GUUGGAGCAGCUUUGCCUGUUGAUGUCUUAACUUAUGAGGAAAAAACUCUGUCUGCAAUAUUAAGAGUUGUAAGCAGUGGCCUUGUGAAGCUGUGGAGUGCUCUAACGUUGCUGGGCUCCUACCAGAAUAGGAGGUGUGCCUUUCGGGUGCUGCAGACCUCUCCAUUCCUCCUUGCGUUAUCUGGCAACAGCAGAGAGCUGGUCCUGGACUGAACACGGUUGUUGGUGUGGUUGUACGAAGCAGAAGUUGCUGGAGAUGUUGCAGCCCUUCAGGUGGGGUAUUUCUGGUGGGGAUUUCAGACAAAGAGCCUUGACAAAGCUCACGGUUCUCAGCUCCCUGCUUGGACCUCCCGUGCUUCAGAGAUUACACAUAAAAGUCGGAGACAAAGCCGAACUUACCAGAGCUUUUACACACAAUGAUGUUGUUACUUUUUCCGAUUUAACAGGUGACACAAAUCCUUUGCAUUUAAAUGAAGAUUUUGCAAAGAAAUCUAGGUUUGGGAGAACUGUUGUACAUGGAGUUUUGAUCAAUGGACUUAUUUCUGCAGUUCUGGGUACUAAAAUGCCCGGUCAAGGCUGUAUAUUUCUUUCUCAGGAGAUCCGAUUUCCAGCUCCUUUGUAUACUGGUGAAGAAGUCGUAGCUGCAGCAGAAGUUAAGCGACUGAAGGGUUCUGUAGCACACAUUUCGGUAUCGUGUAAGGUCAGAGAAAGUGGGAAGACUGUUAUGGAGGGGAUGGUGAAAGUCAUGGUGUCGGACAGAGAGAGCUGCUGAUCCUGUGCUGCUUUACUGUAAAGGCCAGAACUGUA
Mesitornis unicolor (brown roatelo) is the source of this 807-nucleotide messenger RNA. RefSeq names its product ribonuclease P/MRP 14kDa subunit (gene RPP14). Gene Ontology annotation, cellular component: ribonuclease P complex. The annotation marks the transcript as partial. The transcript has 3 exons. The record is from RefSeq and is a predicted model, not a curated record. NCBI's taxonomy places the organism in Eukaryota, Metazoa, Chordata, Aves, Mesitornithiformes, Mesitornithidae. Gene Ontology annotation, biological process: tRNA 5'-leader removal.